UGUAUGGAUCGUAUGUAACUAUAGGCGAUAUUUGUUGCAAAAAUAAGUUAAAGUUAUGCAAGGUUUGCUUCGUAAGAUGACAAUCCUUGACUUUCUCUUUUCCCUUUAUGGUCUCUGUUUUGUAUUGUUGUCAUGUGAAGGAGUGAUCCUUUUGCCACCUGGUGGAGCUGACUUAACAUUUCUACCCGGACAUGAUGCAAAAAUACAAUGGUCAGUUACCGGUGCUCUUACUUCUCUCAGUACUCGGUCUUGGCAUUUGAAACACAGUGGAGGUGAAACUCCUACACUUCUCGCACGAAUUUUUGGUGCUGGUUCAACGCCAGAUUUUCUCAUAUCUGGGUUUGCAGUAGAAGGAAAAGCAACGUUAGUGAUAAAAAACUUUAAUGAAAGCAGAAAUGGGGAAUAUCGAUUCACCUUUUCCGGUCUGGACCCAUCUGAUGUCAAGGUUUCUGUUAAGAAGAAGCCAAAUGUUAUCUUGGACUGUUUCAGUCGCGUGUUGCUAACAAUGGGAGAAGAUUUCACGUGUUUAUGCAGAGGUGAAAAUGGCAAUCCUGCGCCUGAUGUGAUUUGGAUUAAAGAUGGAAAAGAAAUUGGUGAUAGAAGAAAAUAUAAUAAAACAUUAGCAAUAAAAACUAACGACUGGCAGAAUCGUGGAACAUACACAUGUAAAGCAGAAAGCUAUCCUGACUUAGCUUUUAGAGAUGAAAAGUCCAUUGAAGUAAUAAUAAAUUACAAACCAGCCAACAUAAAAAUUGAGCUUUUGCCCAAUCCAGCUGUGAUUGAUGGCUCAGUUACCAUAAAGUGUUCAUCUGAAGGUUUUCCUGAACCAAACUACAUCAUAACUCACAAUGACUGCAAACUAGUCACCACUAAGAAAGAGAUUACCUUACAAAAUGUGCAGUGGAAAGACAUUGGGACGUAUAAAUGUUUGGCGAAUAAUAGUCUGGGGAGUGACUCAAAAUCCGAAUUUUUAGAGGUGAAAGAUAAAAUGGAACAAGGACCUACAACACCAGCGAAUUCAUCAGGAAGUACAGGAUCCACAGAAGCUGACAUAAGAGACAAAACAUGUUCAAAUGAUUCCAGCUGCAGUGGAAUUACCGAAUGGCACAUCGUUGGGACUAUGAUGGCUGGAAUCGCUAUUGGAAUAAUUCUUUCCUAUAUUGCCAUAUUUUCUCGUCGUAAAUUACGAAAUCGAGAACCCCAACCAAACCCUGAACUUUCAACAUGUCAUGUUGACUUGACUUAUCAAGAACUGGAUCUUAAAAAAAUGAAUAAAGAAGACAAUUACGAAUCAUUGAGAGUAAAUGCUGCAAGAAAUGGAGAUGACUCAACUUAUACAGAGUUAAGCAAAACCAGAGAUGUCGAGAGCAAUUAUCAAUCUUUAAAAUGAUCAAUUUGAAAUUUUAGUAUCAUUAUUGUGAAGUUAUAU
Molecule: messenger RNA, 1429 nt
Organism: Dendronephthya gigantea
Lineage: Eukaryota; Metazoa; Cnidaria; Anthozoa; Malacalcyonacea; Nephtheidae
Product: matrix-remodeling-associated protein 5-like
Exons: 7
Coding region: 56-1390 (444 amino acids)
Cellular component (GO): neuron projection
Source: RefSeq, a predicted model, not a curated record